AUGUGCAGUCAGUACGCGUCGGUGAGCCACUCCGAUGAGAUCGGCGCGCGGACCAAAAAGCGGCGCUACGUGCGUAAAGAAGGCAGCUGCAACGUGGUUUUCCGGCACGUUCCCGAGGAGUGGCUCCUCUUCGUCACGGACAUCUUCACCACGCUGGUGGAGAUCCGGUGGAGGGCCAUGUUCCUGAUCUUCGCCCUGUCCUACAUCCUGUCCUGGCUCUUCUUCGGGCUGCUCUUCUGGGUGAUCGCCAUCGCCCACGGCGACGUGCGCGACCCCAACGUGGAGCCCUGCGUCUAUGAGGUGCGCAGCUUCACGGCGGCCUUCCUCUUCUCGCUGGAGACCCAGACCACCAUCGGCUACGGCUUCCGGGGGAUGUCGGAGAACUGCAUGGUGGCCAUCGUGGCGGUCACGGUGCAGGACGUGGUGAGCUGCUUCGUGGACACCUUCGUCAUCGGCAUCGCCGUGGCCAAGAUGGCGUCCGCGCGGAAACGCGCGCAGACCGUGGGCUUCAGCAACUGCGCGGUGGUCAACCUCAGGGACGGCCACCUGUGCCUCUCCUGGAGGGUGGGCGACUUCCGCCGAAACCACCUGGUGGAGGGAACGGCGUGCGCCCAGAUAUUCCGCUCCACGGUGCACGCCACGGGAAAAGUGGACGUCACCUACCAGGACCUGGAGAUCCAGCAGAGCGACGUGGUUUUGGUCUCGCCGGCCACCGUAAUCCACCGCAUCGACCCGGGGAGCCCGCUGUUGGAGCCCUCCAGGCUCCGGGGCGCCGCCUUGGAGAGCUGGUAG
Menidia menidia (Atlantic silverside) is the source of this 792-nucleotide messenger RNA. Lineage: Eukaryota; Metazoa; Chordata; Actinopteri; Atheriniformes; Atherinopsidae. The record is from the annotation of a GenBank genome assembly.